UUGCAUCUGUGGCUUACAAGGUUUUGAUACAUCUCUCUGCUCCUUGCCUUUGGUAACAGAAGAUUUCUUCCCUUUUGUGUACUGGGAUUUGAAAUGGAACAUGGGUGUUGAUAGCAUGGGAAACUCUCCCAUACACAGAAGGCCAAAGAAAUGAGAUGAUGCUUGCCCAUCUCUUGGAUUCUCCAAUUUGCCUUAAAUGUGUAAGCAGUCAGCAAGUGACAAGCUGCUGUUUCUUCAGAAGAGCAAGCUGAUCACUUGUAAUUAGAAUUAUGACCUUAAGCCCUGUGCUUCAAAAGCUUUCGGUGUUUCCGUGGGUGUGCCGCGAGAUGGCGCAGCGAUCCUGCCUGGGUCCUGAGCCGGCGGCUGUGGGGUGGAUGCGGGGAAGAGCCGAAUGGAGAGGCCCUCCGAAAGGACUCAGGUGCUUUGGAACCGCUGCAGCUAGGAUGAGGGAACAGCAGCAGCCAGGCGUGCAGUUUUCUACAGAUAACACAAAAGCUGAAUUGAAGGUUGGAGGAGAGGUAACAACUGAGCUGACACUUGUUCCAGCCCAACACAGAGAAAAGGGUUGUUCAUGCCUCAGUUUCCGUGAGCUACAGAUAGUAGAGCUGUUGCUCCUGAUCCACCCUGGCUGCCUUUAAAGUCUGGUGAAGAACAGUGCUGGGAUUACUGCUUGGAUUACAGAAGGCAUGCUAAAGGAAUUGCUAGAAGACAGUAAAUCUGUUGCUUGCUUCAUAAGGGACUUCAAAUUAUGUGAUCUUCAACCUUUUCUCAUUCUUGGACUUUCUCAUGUUGAUGGAAACUCAUUCAGGAAAGAAGUACUUAUUUGCUGAGGUAAAGCAAAAGCUGAGGAGGGUUUUGCCAGUGUGCAGCUGAGGAAAGGAACAGUGAGAAAAAUCUGACGUGAUCUACACUCAAAGGUACCUGAAACCUUGCCUAGUGUGAGGGAAACGAGGAUGAAAAAGACACGAGAUUCUACAUCCUGACAGCUGCUUGCGGCAUCGGGAUUUACUGCUCAUCGUCUCAUUAAAGAAAAGUGAAGAUAAACCCAGCUAAAGAGGGAGAGAAGCUAGACUUGGGAAAACUUUAUCUGCUCCUAAUGGACCUAGAGAGAAGUCUGUGUCUAUUCCUGUUAUUGGUGGUGAAGGUUUUUGUGCUUGGAGAGUGCCCUUCCUGACUUGGCCCCUCCCUUUUCAAAAUGAAGGGGUGCACCUGGGUAUUUGUGGCAACUUUACUUUGUCAGCAGUUUUGCCUCUUCAGAGUUACGGCAGCAAAGAGAGAGAGAAAGAUGAAGAAAGAACCGAAUCAGUAUACAGAGCCUUUCAAUGCCACCCUCUCAAACAGUGAAGAGCUGCACGGGCAUCCCAAGAUCCUAGAAUCUCCAGAUCCUCGAAUCACAGAUCCACGGCGGACCUGGAUCUCCUUUGUUCACCGCCCAGAUGAUGGCAAUACCUCUAAAAGGAGAUGCAAAGGGAAAGACAAGAAAUUACGUGGCCUAGUUGGGCCCCCAGGACCUCCUGGCCCCCAGGGACCUCCAGGAGCACCUGGUGCUGAAGUCACCCGGGAAGUCCUUCUGCAGGAGUUUAAGGAGAUAUUAAAAGAAGCCGUUGAGCGUCGAGCAUCCCUGGCUAUUUCAGCCCAUCCUAGCCAGCUGCCUCCACUCCUGCUCUCCUUGGAGGAAGUUUCACCCCACAGACGUGUAGAGGAGGCAUUCCAUUGCAAGCUAAAAGGACAAGUCAUUGUAGAUAAGAAGACUCUGGUAGAACUUCAGAACUUCCAGUCGGUGAGAAGGGAUUACAGACUGAACCUGUGCAACUCCACAACAGCCAUUCCUCUGGCCAAAGGAGCUUUUCUCCGCGGGACAGGAUUAAAUCUGGCAACAGGACGUUUCACAGCACCUGUGUCUGGCAUCUACCAGUUUUCAGCCAAUGUCCACAUUGACCACAGUGAGUUGAAGAGUAAAGUCCAACUCCGAGCCAGAGAUAAUGUCCGAGUGUUGAUCUGCAUUGAAUCUCUGUGCCACCGAUACACCUGGGUCCUGAAUGGAUCACAGCAUCUCACUCGUGUUGCCAUGGAAGCUUUGGAGUGAUGAGGAGAAUGAAUAGGUGGGAAAUAGAGGUGAAUGGGUCCUCAGGCAGAAAGUUGCAGGGCUUGUAUAGAGGUAUAUGAUACCUUCUCACAGCCGUCAGCUGCCUUGUGGAGCUUGCUCAGAUAACCAUCCUUAUUUUUCCUCUGCUGACAUCCAUUAGCAAAACUCUGGUAAAGAAAUGCUUUUGUUAGGCCAUGCCACCCUUGGCUAUUGCUCUUUAUGCAGUGGGACAUGGCAUCAGCAUGCUGUUGGCUGCUCUUGUUUGCUGUGCUUCUGUCAUCCUUUCAGUUGCAACAUACAGGUGCCCUGUGUCUCAGAGAAGGCCUGCUUGCUCAGGAGGAGUUUGACAAGCUUGGCUUGGAGGAAGGGGCUGGGGAGCCCCUGGGCUGGGCUGAAUUGCACCCAGCAGAGGGCAAUGCUGCUUGCACAGAAUGGCCACCACCUUUACUUGUGGCUGGGUCCUUGUCACAGGAGGAAAAAUGCCUGUACAGGGCUGUACAGAUUUGCUCUGCCCUGCUUGCAGCUGUAGCAACACCCUUUCAAUAGCACCACUGAAAUAUAUCCAUAAAACGCCUCCAUGGGUGCAACUUAAAACCCACAAACCCGUAAGUUUGCUGCUGGACUGGCUGCUUCAGCCCUUGCCUUCCCUGCUGCAUGGGUGCUGCAAAUAGGACUGAACUCUCCACAGGCAUUUCAAUUUAGAGGCUUUAUGGGCGGGUGAAUUUGACAUGGAGCUUCAUAUAAUAAAUAAACCUUUCUUAGGUUUCAUUGGCCAGUAGAAAAGACUUGAUUGGUAUUGGAGUACCCGUUACUAACUAGGUAAGAGGGAGCUGUGCACCCACUGACCUGAUGGGAAGUCAAGGAGCUUGCUGACUGGAGCAUCUGGCAUGUCCUCAGUGUUGUAGAUUGUUUUAUAACAGUCUUUGCUGUGAUUGCAGCACUGAAAAUGCGGCAGUGACAGACUGGCUGCAGUCACAACGUGAGCAGAAGAAGAAGAAGGGUGUAACUUCUUGCCCCUUGAAGGGACGCCUUGUAUUCUGCUAAGCUGCAGAACUUAGGGGAUGUUUAAUUUCUGGCACUUGUGAGAAUUCCUUUAGAUCAUGCUAAGAAUGAACCUCAGCCUGAUCUUGAAAUCUGGGAUGCGUGUUGACAGUGCGUGAUCCUGGGACAGCCCAGGCCUUUCAUCACAGGGGUGGAACAAGUACGAGUAGGGCAGAAUGUUACUGUCCUUCUUAUGAGUAGCUCUCACAAAUUGUCUUUGCACAGUGCAGAUCCCUAUUCCUGUCCUUUUACUCUGCAUGGCAACAUCCAGUCA
Egretta garzetta (little egret) is the source of this 3401-nucleotide messenger RNA. It is a transcript of the gene C1QTNF12, whose product is annotated as C1q and TNF related 12. Gene Ontology annotation, molecular function: hormone activity. Gene Ontology annotation, biological process: positive regulation of D-glucose import across plasma membrane; negative regulation of gluconeogenesis; positive regulation of insulin receptor signaling pathway. NCBI's taxonomy places the organism in Eukaryota, Metazoa, Chordata, Aves, Pelecaniformes, Ardeidae. Bases 1196 to 2086 code for a protein of 296 amino acids. The record is from RefSeq and is a predicted model, not a curated record. The transcript is spliced from 13 exons.